Molecule: messenger RNA, 3429 nt
Organism: Coregonus sp. 'balchen'
Lineage: Eukaryota; Metazoa; Chordata; Actinopteri; Salmoniformes; Salmonidae
Source: the annotation of a GenBank genome assembly
AUGGGCAUGGUAAGUUAGCAAGGAGGGGCUGAGUGAAUCAAGAAUCAUAUGCUCAGUAGCUAGCUACUUUGAAUGGGAGUGUUGUAACGUUAGCUAGCUUGCUACAAUUUGUAGCUAACGUUAAUGACGUAAAAGAUGGUGCCAGUAGGCUACAGCGGCAAGCUAGAGCACAACACAUCAAUGCCACUGAUGUCUGUCAACCCUAUAAUUUCAGUUUGAAUCCUCUCCUAUUCCAGUACACAAGCUCAUCACAUAUUCCUUCCACUACAAGACAGUGACCCAGCUACUCCUCAGCAUUGGGGUUCUGGUGCCCCUCUGUGGAGGUACUGAGAAGAGUGUGGACCCUGUUCGUUUCCUCCUCAUGUUUCAGCUGCUCUCUAUCAGCACAGGGGUGUUGUACACCAUCCUGGGGCUGGUACUGUUUGGUGCAUCUUCCCAGAAUCAAGUGGAGGGAUUAGUUUCUGUAUCCCUCUCCCUUAUGGGUAUGGCCACAGUGCACUCCCGUAUGGUUAAGGGCUUUCUUUUUGGAGUCAGUGUACCCAUGUUAGCCCUGCCCUGGCUGUUACUGCUCAUCGUAACACUUUUGGUCCCACACACUGUCUUCCUCUCCAACGUCAUCAUUGCAGGGCGGGAUCUGUAUCCUUACUCCAACCUCAUUGUGGUUGAAAAGAACUGUGAUACACUCUGCAGUGUGUCACAGCUUUAAGUGUGCGUAGUAGUGUAGUUAAGUGUAAUAUUUGUAUGUGUUGUAUAUGCUUGAAAUGUUUGAGUCCUCAUGCUGAACAUUAUGGGAUGUUUGGUUAGGAAAAUCUUGCAUCACACAUUCUCAUUAUCUUGCUCUGGUGAAACAGACGGAAAGGGCUGGCUCUCACUUCUAGACAUGUCUGAUGCUAGGGCAUCAGUGCUGGACAAGAAUAUGCCUUUCAGGCUGCUGAGGAUCAUUGGUGUCCUGUAUGUCCCUGCAUCAACAGAGGAGAGAAGGAAGACGGUCCACCCACCGUGAGUACUGAGAACGCACUAGACGCAUUAUUUAUACUUCAAGACAAGGUAAUUAAAUUAACAUGAUUUCUGGGUGCAAGCCAGAGAACGUGAUGUACUACAGUAUAAUGAGGUGCAGUUUUAAUAGAGGAUACUCAGCUGUAAUUGAAUACUGUACAAUAGGCACUUAGUGGUCCCCAUUAUUCGAUAGAGAAUCACUGUUUAGUUAGAUAAGCGCUCUGUAAUCUCUCCACAUUCUCAUUGGUUGCAGAAUCAUUCCAUCCCCAGGCUCCUACCCAGUCCACGCCCACGCUCCAGUUUCCUCCAAUCUACAGGCUACCGAGACCACACCAAAGACAUUUGAAGGCUGGGCCCACUCAUACUAUACACAGGGGAGCCCGGUUCAGCUCUCAGGUUAUUAUGGUCACAACCAUGGAUAUGUCCUCAAGCAUAGCUUUGGGCCAAGUCAUGGACAUAGUCACUAACACAGCUCCGGCCAUAGACACAGUCAUGGGCACACAUAUGCCUCUCAAACCAGCAGUCACUGGGCUCCAGUGGCUCAACAUCUACAUUCUCAACAUUCCCACCUCAGUCCACUGUCUGUCAGUGCCCCCCAGAGUUUCACAGCAAACAUGCCCGAGUCACUGCCAGGAUCUGUGAUGGUUCACCCAGGGGCACCUGUGUCUUCACUGACAGCAACAGUGUGUGAAAACCUUGUGAAGACUUACAGAAAACGUUUGACCUGUGUCAUUGCCAACAAAGGGUAUAUAACAAAGUAUUGAGAAACGUUUGUUAUUGACCAAAUACUUAUUUUCCACCAUCAUUUGCAAAUAAAUUCAUUAAAAAUCCUACAAUGUGAUUUUCUGGAUUUUUUUUCUCUCAUUUUGUCUGUCAUAGUUGACGUGUACCUAUGAUGAAAAUUACAGGCCUCUCAUCUUUUUAAGUGGGAGAACUUGCACAAUUGGUGGCUGACUAAAUACUUUUUUCCCCCACUGUAGCUAGCUGAUGAUGAUAGCUACCUGUCUACUUUCAUAAACCACCAUGUGUAACUUAACCUAACCAUCUUAAAUCCUCCCUCUGUUGUCUGCAGGUGCCAACAUCAACGCUCAGACAGAGGAGACACAGGAGCGACCCCUUGAGCUGAUUACCUGUUGGCUGCAGGUGAGCAGAACCUCUCCUAACUGUUUGGCUCUCUUUUCAGCCCUCUCCUUACUCUCUCCCUGGCCACUCUCUCUCUUAUCACUCUCUCUCUCUCUCUCUCUCUCUCUCUCUCUCUCUCUCUGGUGUUAUCUAGACAAUGGAUCAACCAACCCGGACCACUUUGCCAACCCAGUCAUCAGGAAGAAGGAAAACCCUUAUUUAUUUCUCUUUCCCCUCUUUUCUUCUAUUUUAAAACCAACAUCUACCCACUUUUUUUAAAUUAACCCUUUAAUGCUGACCUGCAGUUGGCAAUGUGGAACAACUGUAUUCUUCUGGCUUUGGAUGUUAGGUCUUAUGACCUAACAAGCAUAACCUUUCAAGGUUUUACAGUAUUGAUUUCGACUGCAGCAAGUAUGCUUCUUUAGAUGCUUUACUUGCAUACAUUCGAACACAGUCAUUAUACACUGAGUAUACCAAACAUUCGAAACACCUUCCUAAUAUUGAGUUGCACCAAUAAGGGAUCAUAGCUUAAACCUGUAUUAAACUGGUCAGUCUAUAUCAUUGAAAGAGCAGUUGUUCUUAAUGUUUUGUAUAUUCAGUGCAUACUAUAACAUACAGUCAUGUGAAAAAGUAAGUACACCCCCUGGAUUUUUGGUUUGUUUUGGACAGAUGGAUAUGUAAUCUUCACUUCAACACUAUUGACAGAUAAAGGUAACCUAAUUUAACAAAUGACACUGAAAGAUUAUACUUUGUAAUCAUUUAUUCAUCAAAAAUCAACAGAAAUGCAAUUCCAUAGUUCGGAAAAGUACACCCCUAACUUCAAUAGCUUGUGUUGCCCCCUUUGCCUGAAAUAAGUUAAUGUAGAUGUAUCUUACAUCGAGCAGACCGGACAUCCUGGUCGCAUCAUACACAGGCCACUCUGGCGUGUCUGUUUCUCUCUCUCUCUCUCUCUCUCUCUCUCUCUCGCUCUCUCGCUCUCUCGCUCUCGCUCUCUCGCUCUCUCGCUCUCUCUCGCUCUGUUUGUCUCUCUCUCUCUCUCUCUCUCGCUCUGUUUGUCUCUCUCUCUCUCUCUCUCUCUCUCGCUCUGUUUGUCUCUCUCUCUCUCUCUCUCUCUCUCUCUCUCGCUCUGUUUGUCUCUCUCUCUCUCUCUCUCUCUCUCUCUCUCGCUCUGUUUGUCUCUCUUUGUUCUGUCCAGUUUCCAAAUAUUAUGUGUAAUGGAGGGCUAAAGGACUGUAUUAUUCUUAGGUUUCUGGUUUGGGUGUGUUCGCCUCUGGGCAUCUGCCAGAACGCAAUGAUGGCAAGACACAGUGA